ACACCCGCCACCACCACUCACAAACCAAAAACCACACACUAUAUAUAACAUACACCCCAAACCCCACAUCAUAUCAAUCACACAAUUCAAACCCAACAACCACAUGUUAUUGUUCCGAUCCGCUAUUAUUAAUCACAUCAAACCACAACAAAUUCGUAACACCAAAUUUGUCAUGACCACUGUGUCUGAAGCUGUUGGGUUCAGCGCACCGAGAUUGGUUGCCAAGAAGGUGCUGGCUAAGAGCCAGAGUGAAGGUGAUGGGGCCGUUGUUCGGAGAAGUAUCGGAAGGCCUGAGUUGAAGUCUCUGGAUCCUUUCUUGAUGUUAGAUGAAUUUUCUGUUUCUCCACCAGCUGGAUUCCCCGAUCAUCCCCAUAGAGGAUUUGAGACUGUUACAUACAUGCUAGAGGGAGCUGUUACCCAUCAAGAUUUUGCUGGGCAUAAGGGUACUAUCGGAGCCGGUGAUGUCCAGUGGAUGACAGCAGGAAGAGGAAUUGUUCAUUCAGAGAUGCCUGCAGGCCCAGGAGCCCAAAAGGGAUUGCAACUUUGGGUCAAUCUUUCCGCCAAAGACAAAAUGGUUGAACCAAAUUACCAAGAAUUGCUAAGUGAGGACAUAAAAACGGCCGAGAAAGAUGGAGUCAAGGUCAAAAUCAUUGCAGGGGAGUCAAUGGGAGUCAAAUCCCCGGUUUACACUCGAACUCCCACAAUGUUUCUUGAUCUCACUCUUAGCCCGGGAGCCCAAAUGCACCAGCCCAUCCCUGAAUCUUGGAACUCAUUUGUGUAUGUGCUAGAAGGCGAAGGGGUGUUUGGGUCCAUAGGUUCAUCACCAAUAUCGGCUCAUCAUGUCUUGGUGUUGAGUCAUGGGGAUGGUCUGAGUGUAUGGAACAACGGGUUGAAACCAUUGAGGUUCGUGUUGAUUGGAGGGCAGCCCAUUAACGAGCCAGUCGUCCAGUAUGGGCCUUUCGUGAUGAACACAAAAGCCGAGAUUGAACAGGCUUUACAAGACUAUCGUUAUUGCAAAAAUGGGUUUGAAAUGGCCAAGUAUUGGAGAUCUCAAUAGAUGGGUUACAAAAACACACACACACAGAGUUGAAUUUGGCAUAUGUUCAGUAGGUGAUAAAUUUGAUUUAUUUAAAACGGGUCGAUUCGCAUUGUACUCUAAUUUUGGUUUUUAAAUAUAGAUCAUGUCAACACAUAGUGUUUUCACCUUC
Messenger RNA from Helianthus annuus (common sunflower), 1208 nucleotides. RefSeq names its product pirin-like protein. The transcript is spliced from 7 exons. NCBI's taxonomy places the organism in Eukaryota, Viridiplantae, Streptophyta, Magnoliopsida, Asterales, Asteraceae. The coding region runs from base 104 to 1057 and encodes 317 amino acids. The record is from RefSeq and is a predicted model, not a curated record.